UGCUGAUAUUUGAAGGGAUCUGCUCUGCUUGUUGAGGUAUGACUGUCUGAGCUUCACUGGUUACAUAACAUCUAGAUUGCAGGUUUCCUGGCUGAAAAUUAAUCAUAGCAUUGAACCACCCUGGAGGACCUUGGAUAGCAUCCUCCAAUCCUCCACAGGACCCACUGAUCACUACAACACAUAUAUCUUAUCUUACCACACUAUGUCCAAAUGCACUGUAAAUUUGGUUAGGACACUGUUAAGAAAGCAAUUUCCCUUUGCUGACGGAGCUAGACUAAUAAAAAAAGAAAAAGUAGUAGAAAAUGAUAAUUAAAUUAUCACGUGUUCUCGUUAAACCGACUCAGUCGAUGUAAUCGCUCAGCAAUUCUUCACUCCAUGAUAAAGCAGUGGCUCCCUCUCAUUAAGCACCUAGGCGCUCCGCGGCGCGCGGCUCCCACGCACUAGAUGAAUCUCUCGCGCUCUCAUCAGAAGCAUUGAACUACAGCAGUCGCGCGCAGCUCCUAACACCGACGUUCCGUCAUUUCCAUCAGCUGUAGGGGAUUCUUUAUCAGGGAAACCGUGCUGAAGCGAAGACUUCCGAAUCACUAAACGCCACAACUGUACUUUCAACAUGGACCCCAUCAACUGCUCAUCAGUGGAUCUCUCUGAUGUUCUGGCCAGCAAGAUGAGUCCCAGUAAGAUCCUCCUCUCCCUGACUCUCUCCUUCCUGGCUGUGGCGACCACCACCAUCAACUCCCUGGUCAUCACUGCCAUCCUGAUCACCCGCAAACUCCGCCAACCAGCCAACUACCUCAUCUGCUCUCUAGCUGUGACAGACCUUCUAGUAGCUGUUCUGGUGAUGCCCGUCAGUAUUGUGUACAUAGCAGAAGAGACAUGGGUCCUGGGUCCGAUCGUGUGUCACCUUUGGUUGGGUGUCGACGUUACGUGCUGCACUUGCUCAAUUUUACACCUAGCCGCCAUUGCGCUUGAUCGAUACCGUGCCAUUACAGAUGCCGUGGCCUAUUCCCAGAAGCGCACAUAUAAAAGAGCAAUCAUAACCAUUUUGGCCCUGUGGACACUGUCUGUGCUGGUGUCUCUACCACCUUUAGUGUGGAGGAAAUUCCCUGUGGAAUACAAAGAUGGGGAAAGGGAAGUCAUGGACUGCUUGAUUGAGCAUGACCAUGUGGCUUUCACGGUCUACUCCACUUUUGGAGCAUUCUAUAUUCCACUGACCCUCAUUUUGGUUCUUUACUACAAGAUCUACAAGGCGGCGGAGACGCUGCGUAACCGUCGAGGGAGCAGCCGAUUAGUUAAACAGACAGUGAGCAGCGUCAUGCUUCCUGGAAUGAGCUCCGAUAAAGACAUCGCCCUCAGUCCCGACACAUUCUGCCCAGUCGAGAAGUCAUUUUCCGAUCCGUCGACAGAUGGGGAAAGGGUGCGUUUUACUUCUUCAUCAGGUAAUCUCAUCAAGGUCCGCAGGAACCCUGGGGCCAGGGAGAGACGGGCGGCUUUGACAUUAGGACUAAUUCUGGGAGCCUUUGUGGUUUGUUGGUUGCCGUUCUUCCUGAAGGAGGUGAUUGUGAAUAUUUGCCCAAACUGCAGCACUUCUGCUGUACUCGCAGAUUUCCUCACCUGGCUUGGGUACCUCAAUUCCCUCAUCAAUCCGCUAAUAUACACCAUCUUUAAUGAGGACUUUAAGAAAGCAUUUAAAAGACUUCUGCCCCUCUGCUGCAGCAAUAUCAUGUGAAACUGACUGGGAGGGAAAGAAAAAUGUGGUUUUAAGGGACAAAACUUUCAAAUAACAAUGACAACCCUGUCAUACUCUAAAUCACUGGACUUCUGCAAAAAUUACAUCUUUCAGAGACAUUUCAUCAGUAUAUUGUUUAUAUAGUGCUGUGGAACAUGAGUGCAUGGAAAAAAAAAAGACAAAAAAAACACCCCUCUGCUCCACUUAAAGAUUUCAGUGUUUUUGAAAUGGAGGUUUUAUAUAAAAUUAAAAAGCGUCUGGUGCACAAAUGUUAUGAAAAUUGACUCCACCAGGGAGGGGGGUUGGCUGGUUAGCAUGGUCCAGUUGCCCCUACUGAUAUACUACACCAUCUGGUUCCCAAAACAAUUUUUCUUCAUUAACAGCCAUUCAAAAGUUGCUUGUGUAUACCGACAAAAUAAAAUUUUUGAAACAUAAA
This is a messenger RNA of Cyprinus carpio (common carp), 2162 nucleotides long. RefSeq names its product 5-hydroxytryptamine receptor 1Fb (gene htr1fb). Gene Ontology annotation, molecular function: G protein-coupled serotonin receptor activity; neurotransmitter receptor activity. The record is from RefSeq and is a predicted model, not a curated record. Gene Ontology annotation, cellular component: plasma membrane; dendrite. Gene Ontology annotation, biological process: G protein-coupled receptor signaling pathway, coupled to cyclic nucleotide second messenger; chemical synaptic transmission. NCBI's taxonomy places the organism in Eukaryota, Metazoa, Chordata, Actinopteri, Cypriniformes, Cyprinidae.